Molecule: messenger RNA, 5865 nt
Organism: Phasianus colchicus (ring-necked pheasant)
Lineage: Eukaryota; Metazoa; Chordata; Aves; Galliformes; Phasianidae
Gene: TFAP2C
Product: transcription factor AP-2 gamma
Biological process (GO): regulation of transcription by RNA polymerase II; regulation of cell population proliferation; anatomical structure development
Cellular component (GO): nucleus
Molecular function (GO): DNA-binding transcription factor activity, RNA polymerase II-specific; RNA polymerase II transcription regulatory region sequence-specific DNA binding
Source: RefSeq, a predicted model, not a curated record
GGGAGGGAUCCCGGAGCCAAACCUCCCGGGCUGCCGUGCGCGCAGGGAGACUCCCGCCGGUCAAGGAUGCUCCCGGUGCCAGCAGCCACGGGAAAAUCCCCCCCCCACGCCUCCAGGGCGGGCGUUUUUGUUUGGUUGGUAUUUCGGGGGGGCUGCGCAGGCGCGCUGCUCUGCGCCCAGGUGCUCGUUUCCCCCGUAGCUCUGCAAGACGGGUCCGGAUGGCAACGACGUGCCCUGAGCUUAGCCGGACCCUCACCCAAGGAAGCCCCCCGUAGAGCCCGGCUGAGCUGAAGUCCUACUCUCCCAGCGCUCCCCACACGCGGCGUGGAGUCACACGGAACGGCUCCGGGGCCGCGGAACUCUUUGUGCUGCUCUGCAGCAGCCGAAGCGGAAAGCCGGGCAGGUUUCUGCGGCGUUAAGGACAGAGAUACGUACGCGUUUAAAUAAUUUUUUAUUUAAAAAAUAGGAGGGAAGAGGGAUGUAACCAAUUAGCAUCUCCACGCUGUCCUAUAAUUGCUGCCAAAUAAGAAAACUACCGAGUGGGGCAGCGGGUUCUGCUCUGCUCCCCGAGAGCGCGCACACCUGGGGGUGCUUUACGGCCCCCUCGGGAAGAUGCAGCCUCGUAAAAAAAAGAGCGUGCGGGGGGAGCCGAGCCUGCACGCAACCGGCAGCCCGUCCUCCUUGCAAAUAGGCGACGUCCGUAAAUAAGGGCACUGUUGUUUUUUUUUUUUUUUUUCCCCUUUUUAAUAAGUCAGGAAAGCCGCCACCUGCCAGGAGCCGCCUCACCUCCCAGCUGCUCCAUCGCCUCCCGCCCAGCCGGCUUCUCUCCGGGUUAGGUGUGAACGUGGGGGGGCUGCAGCAAGCCGCGCUUCGCAGCGUUUCCCUCCCCCCCCCAACCCUCGGAAGAGGCCCGAGGUGCUCCGAACAGCCCUCGAUAGCAGCACCGGGACUGGGCUCGGCAGCGCCGCUGGGGGUCCGGGGAUCCCUGCGGGAGGGGCGGCUCGAGGGCUGCGCUCCACACCCCGUGCUCAGCCUCCUCUGCUCUCUUGGUUGGUUUUCUAGGAAGCCAAGGCGUCCUUUUGUUUUGGUAAUUUCUUCUAAAUCCCUCUUUCACGUAUCUACUUAUCUAUAUAGGUGUACGCAAUCAAAUAGUGAGCCGAAUUCGUCUGCGUUCUUUAGUCCACUGAAGUAAACAAAACGAAGGUGUUCAGAUCUUGAGAAUACCAAAAAAAGAGAAAAACUGCGUCGCCCCUCAGUGUGACGUUUGUGAGCAGAAGGGAAACUGUGGUAAAAACGCCCACGUUGCUGCACCGCAGGAUGCCUUCGGGAGGAAGGAGGGCGAUCUUCCCAAACCUGGGGAGCUCGACGGUUCCCCUCCUCGUUUCUCUUUAAAUCCAUCUUGUCCCUUUAAUACAAAUGAACUUUAAGCUCCCCCUGUCUUUUAUUAUUUAGAUUCCUAGUCUUAAUGACGCCAGGAGCCGCGCGAGCACACUCGCUAAUAAUCGUCGUGAACUGCAUUUCAAAGAAACAUCCCUGGAAGAAAAACACCGUCGUUAAAAAAAAUAAAUAGAGACUCCACCAAAAAUGAUAAUGCGGAGUCGCUGCUGCUGCUGGGCUCAGCGCAACGCUGCAAAUCAGCACCUGCGUGCCAGGUCGGGCUGAUAACACCGCCAACGGUUACCUGCAGCAGCCCCGUCCGCCUCGGAUUUAUUUUUGGAUCGUUCAUUUAAUCAGUGAGAGCUGCUGAGGGUGUUUGGUUUUAAUUGUUAUGGUGGUGUUUGAGUUUUUUUGUUUGUUUGUUUGUUUUUUAUUUCUUCCCCGAUCUUCAGGAAAAAAAAAGUGGCGGAGGUUCGGUCAGGUCGCGAUCCCGGCGUGGUUCCGCCCGCAGCCUUUCGGAGCAGCUGCCGGGCACGAGAGCUGAGCACUGACCGGGUUCGGCUUUGUCCCGAGCGCAGCAAACCCGCAGCCGCCGCUCUCGUAUAAACGAGUGGUGAUCCGGACCUUCCAACACUGCGAGAUGUCGCUGCUUUUGAGCACGACGUUCAUUUUGUCCGAGGCGCAGCGCCGCAGGGAUGGGGCGGCUGCGGGGGCAGCGCUCUGUGCCGUCGGAUGGAAGCGCGCUGCGUGAAAGCCGCGGCACCGCCCGCACCGCCGCGCAUCGGGGACGCUCCAUCAGCGCUGUUUUACCUAGGAGGGAUUGAACCCGGCUGCAAUAACCUUGUCGGAUAAUUAAGCAAAUUAUACCUUAACCAUCGGUAGCUUACAAGUUGUAAUCAGUAAUUCAAACUCCCGACAAUUAUGCAAAUUGCGCUCGGGCUGCGCUCGGACUUUUUCUCGCUUUCGCGGCGAGGGCUUUGCCGGCGUUCCGAGCAGCAGCCGCCGGAGCCGCGUGGGUUGGGAGUCCGGGCGCACUUCCACGCGGGGGGCGGCCGAACAAACGGCACACCUCCCACCAAGAAUAAACCACAGCCACGGAGAAGGAACGCGGCACUUCAGGGGCUGCCCUCCUCGCGGCGCUCCCGCAGGCGGUGCCCACGCGUGACCCCUUCCCGCGGGCCGGGGCCGCUCCGAAGGUGGGUGGGGGGGUCCGGCUCCGCGCAGCCUCCGCGGGCGCGCAAGGAGUGGCUUAGGGCCACGCUGCCUCCUGAGUGGCUGCCGGCCGCGGCUCCCGAGCCAUCCCUGGGGAGGAGUUAUGAUAAUCCUAUUGCCAUUAAGGGCGUCUGGGCAGGGAAAAAAACCCGAGUGACCAUUAGCGCGGGGGUUUAGUCCGCCAGCAGCCUUCAUGCCUGCCAACUGAGCUCCGUCCGGGGGGCAGCUCCUCUUCCCCAGUGCCGACGUGGAUUUACCGCCCGUGGGGGGGGGCUGAGCUCUCGUCUGCUUUCGGUACCGCACACCUGGGUUGGACGCUGGACGCCAUGUUGUGGAAACUGGCAGAUAACGUCAAGUACGAGGAGGACUGCGAGGACCGCCACGAUGGGAGCAGCAACGGGAACCCGCGGCUCCCGCACCUCUCGGCGGUCAGCCAGCACCUGUACAGCCCGGCCCCGCCGCUCUCCCACUCCGGAGCCUCCGACUUCCAGCCUCCUUACUUCCCCCCCCCUUACCAGCCGCUGCCUUACUCCCAAUCCAGCGAUCCCUACUCGCACCUCGGGGACCCGUUCUCCAUCAACCCGCUGCACCAGCCGCCGCCGCCGCCCCCCAGCCAGCAGCAGAGCGCUUGGCCCAACCGCCAGAGCCAGGAGCCCGCCGGCCUCCCCCCGCACGGCCGGCCCGGCCUCGUCCCGCACCUCUCGGCGCUGGAGAGCGGCUCGGCCGGCGGCCGUCGGGAAACGUUCCGGCGUUCCGACCUCUUGUUGCCCCACGGACACGGCCUGGAUGCCUCGGCGCUGGCCGACAACCUGGGGCUCCACGACAUGGCCCAUCAGAUAGAGGAUGUACAGAACGUGGAAGACCAACACUUACUAAUGCACGACCAGACGGUCAUUAGAAAAGGUCCCAUUUCCUUAACGAAGAACAGCGCUCUGAGCCUCCCCUGCCAGAAGGACGGACUGAUCGGAGUGGUCAUAAACCCCAAUGAAGUGUUCUGCUCCGUGCCGGGGCGGCUGUCCCUCCUCAGCUCCACAUCCAAGUACAAAGUGACAGUGGCGGAGGUGCAGAGGCGGCUCUCCCCCCCGGAGUGUCUCAAUGCUUCUCUGCUGGGAGGUGUGCUCCGAAGAGCCAAAUCUAAAAAUGGUGGCAGAUCGUUAAGGGAAAAGCUGGAUAAAAUUGGUUUGAACCUUCCAGCUGGUAGAAGGAAAGCUGCAAAUGUGACACUAUUGACAUCUUUGGUGGAAGGUGAAGCUGUGCACCUUGCUCGUGACUUCGGCUACGUGUGUGAGACAGAGUUCCCCUCCAAGGCUGUGGCUGAGUACCUGACCCGGCCGCACAUGGGCCGCAACGAGAUGGCCAACAGGAAGAACAUGCUGCUGGCUGCCAAGCAGAUCUGCAAGGAAUUCACAGACCUCCUCACUCAGGACAGAACUCCGCUGGGAAACACGAGACCCAGUCCCAUCCUGGACCCUGGCAUCCAGGGCUGUUUGACUCAUUUUAGCCUGAUCACACAUGGCUUUGGGAGCGCUGCCAUCUGUGCUGCCAUGACAUCCGUCCAGAACUACCUAAAUGAAGCAUUAAAAAUAGCAGACAAAACAUACAUGAACACUGGAGACCAGAGCCCUGCAGAAACCAACAAAACCAUCGAUAAAAUGGACAAGCACAGGAAGUAAAGGAGAAAAAAACAGACUUUACUCUUCCUCCUUAACGCAGACUGGGAUCUUCUUGCCCGGGGGGAACGUAGCAAUUUGGGUACUUUUUUUUUUUUUCUUCUUUAUUAAGAAAGGAGGGAAAAGGAAACAAGAACAACAAAAUCAUUCAGGAUCUUCACUCCUCCUGGAUCCGGGAGACAAGUCUUUCCAAAAGCUGCAGUGUCCCUUCUCUGUGGAAGCAGUGACCUGAAGAUAAGUACUUGGUACCCGUGUGUUGCCAUCCUUUGCUGUAAAAGUGGUGCUAUAAGGGUUUCUGUUGGAAAUAGACUAAGAGAUGAAAUACAUAGAUUGCUUUCCCACAUCUCGGUACCUGGUGGCAACCAGCUUUGUGUGUAGUUCUUAACAGAUUUUACAUGGGAGGUUAUUUGUUAUCAGAUAAAUUUUCAGGGUUUUAUUCUCUCUUAAUACAACAGCAACAGUAAAGCAGUAUUAAACAAUGCUAUAUAGAUUUAUGUACAUUAAAAAUUUUUUACAGACACCUGAAAAUAGUAAGAUUUUUCUUUUUUUUUUUUUCUUUUUCCCUUUAUUUUCAGAUUACCGUAAGAGAGUGCUAAAAUCCUGGUGGAUAAAGUUAUCUGGUGGCAUUGGUCAUACUGAUUUUUAUGGAAAUGUUCAGGCUUUUAAACACUGCAGUAAUGUUGGCUGCAGUGGAAAUUUUCUCGGUAUUUUUUUAAUGAGGACCAGUACAAAAUGAAAACACUUAGAAAAUUCACUUUCUGUGUUUGAGGAUAUUGCAGCUUUAUUCACAUAUUUAUAUUGUCUUUUUUUUUUUUUUUUAAAUUGGGGGGAACUUGGAAAAAUAGGCACAUAACUUUUUUUGAACUUUUUUUUUUUUUGCCUCGUAAGGCCAAAAAAUAAUUUCCAGGGAGGCUUUAUGUGUAUUAAGGGAAGCAGUGUGUUGAAUGUAAAUAGUAAUUUAUGUGUAAUUUAAUCGGAUUUGUAAAUAAUGGUGAACUUUUUAAUACUUUUUUUUUUUUAUAAAUGGGUUUUCAGAUUUUAAUUUUGGUAAGUAUUUCAAAGGUAAUGGGUAAGCUAAACGUAUCUUUAGGUUUAUGCACAGGUAUGUUAUACAGGGUAUUUAAGACUUGUUUUUUUUUUUUUUAAUAUUGCGAUUCUUGCCACUGAAAAUGGAAUCUAAUCUGAGGUGUGUGUUCACAAAGCAAUAACUUUGUGCAUCACCCACCCGACAACUGACCAGACAUGCAAAAUGAGUGUGUGAGUUCGUGUGUAUGUGAAUAAUGGAGGUUCUGAACUAUCUUUACAUAUUUGUAAAUGUUCCCGCUAUAAUUCUGAUGUAUAUGAUAACCAUAUAAUAAAAAAUAUUCUGGAUAGAAGCAUGGAAUGUUUUGUUAACUGAGCACAGUUGGGUUUUCUUUCUAUACUUGGGGAAUGUGGGGCGAGUAGCACUAGAGGACAUUAUGUAUUGAGUCAUAAUUGCAGCACUUUGUUCAGAUUAACAGAACAGAAAUACGGAGCUGUUUGCCAGUAAAACUAAUGGUUUCAAUUAAACAUGCUAUGUAUCUCCAAGAAUCUUUCUUUUUUUUUCCCCCUUCCUAAGAUGUCA